GACUGCAUAGAUCGCACGGACUGCUGUGCUAUUUAGACAGAUAUCUGCGUCAAUCCUUAAGUGUUUAUUUAGCGCUAUAGAUACGGUCGGGCGGUUUGAAGCUCGCCGGCGUUGUCUAUAGAAUCGAUCAACAGUUGUCUGGUGGGCAUCAGUCGUCGACUACGGUGCCGGUACACGUCUAUCGAACAAGCGAUGAAAGAACUGGCGGGCGUCGAUCAGGCCGUGAAAAGAUUGCUGGCUAGGAUCGUGGACGAAAGUCUAAAGGAGAAGGCCGAAAACCUCAUCAGACAACUGGUGAGUGAAUUGAUAAAGACGCCGGGCGCCCUCGACGAGUUGGAGAGAGCGAUCGAAAAUCCGGAGACGCCGUCUCCCCGUUGCAUUACUGUGCCAAAGAAAAUGAGCAACAUCACUUCGAAGAACCGCAAACCUAAUGAUAUUUGGCUCAUGGCUCAUUUUUGCUGUGCUAUAUGGCGAUGGCCCGGUAUUAAAUGGUUCGAUCUCCAUUCUCUGGAAGUUUGCGAAUACCCGGCCACGGCACCAUUCCACGGUCUAUCUAAAACAAACACAGAGCCCGUUUGCAUCAACCCGUCUCAUUUCAAAUUUAAGGAUGUCGUCGAAGAAAUGGUGCAGAUGUGCACAGAAGCUUUUGAUGAUAUUUUACUCAGUAUACCAGAACGCAUGAGACGGGGCCCUCCCAACUGAGGCCUUACUACGUCACCACAACGGGAUAUCGUCCAUA
Adelges cooleyi (spruce gall adelgid) is the source of this 739-nucleotide messenger RNA. Its product is annotated as protein mothers against dpp-like. Lineage: Eukaryota; Metazoa; Arthropoda; Insecta; Hemiptera; Adelgidae. Gene Ontology annotation, biological process: transforming growth factor beta receptor signaling pathway; anatomical structure morphogenesis; cell differentiation. The coding region runs from base 193 to 702 and encodes 169 amino acids. Gene Ontology annotation, cellular component: heteromeric SMAD protein complex. Gene Ontology annotation, molecular function: RNA polymerase II cis-regulatory region sequence-specific DNA binding; I-SMAD binding; DNA-binding transcription factor activity, RNA polymerase II-specific. The record is from RefSeq and is a predicted model, not a curated record. The transcript is spliced from 4 exons.